AUAAACGACGACGCGAUAUAAAUGAAAACAGGAAUGUGGAUGAGGCGAGUACGAGCAUGACCAUGGCAGUGGUUCUUCACUGCUCUCAAUCUUUCCUCUCAACUCCUUUGUUUAGUUGCAGGAACCAGAGUACAGUACCGCUAAGCGAGAAGAAAUGUAGAUUAAAAAAUAAGAUAAUGAUGCGUAGUUGUGUUGCUUCUUCAAAACCCACUUCUAUAAAUGGGUUUUCAAGGCGGGAUUUGGUGCUUUUUUGUCUAUCUUCUUCAAUGUCCAUUGCCUUCCCAUCUUUGGGGUCCCUUGCAGAGGAGGAUCUAAAAAUGGAUUCAUCAGUUGAUGAAAUAAAUGCAUAUACUUAUUUAUACCCAGUGGAAUUAUCGUCUAAGAACUUCCGCUUCAAAUGGGUAGAGUCAAGAAAGCCAGAGCGUUAUUCAUCAGCAGCACCAUUGUCCCCUGAUGCACGCCUGCGCAUUGUGUCUGAACGGGUUGACAUUAUUGAUAACCUCAUCAUUUCUGUUACAAUAGGUCCCCCAAAUUCUCAGUUCCUAAAAUCCAAGGAUAAGAGUACCUGGAUUGCAAAAGAUGUUGCUGAUUCGGUUUUAUCAGACAAGUCUGCACUGCGAGUCACCUCAAGUCAACGUUUGGCAGAGAGCUCAGUUCUCGAUGCACACAAUAGUGAAAUUGAUGGCGAGCCGUACUGGUAUUAUGAAUACCUGGUACGCAAGUCCCCCACCAAAAACGUCCAAGAAUCAAACCUUUUUCGGCACUACGUUUCAUCAACAGCUGAGCGAGAUGGUUACCUGUAUACGUUAAACGCAUCAACUCUUAGCAAACAAUGGGACAAGAUGGGACCUUUCCUGGAAAAAACUGUGGCUUCAUUUCGCCUCAUCCCUCCGACAGAUAACUAUGUACCUCCAUAUAAGGACCCAUGGAGAUUUUGGUGAUAGCAAAAGUUACUUUCUUCUUUAUUUUUGAUUUUUCUUCACCAAUUCUCUAACAAUAGGUUAAAACUUCACUAAGCUUGUAAUCAUCAACAUUAUUCUUUUUAUCUUAUGAGUAUAUUCAGAUUCGUAUUAACAAGUGGAAGAGUUAAGGGUAUUUCAUAGUUCUUGUUA
Messenger RNA from Jatropha curcas, 1112 nucleotides. It is a transcript of the gene PPD5, whose product is annotated as PsbP domain protein (Mog1/PsbP/DUF1795-like photosystem II reaction center PsbP family protein). Gene Ontology annotation, cellular component: extrinsic component of membrane; photosystem II; photosystem II oxygen evolving complex. The record is from RefSeq and is a predicted model, not a curated record. Gene Ontology annotation, molecular function: calcium ion binding. Gene Ontology annotation, biological process: photosynthesis. NCBI's taxonomy places the organism in Eukaryota, Viridiplantae, Streptophyta, Magnoliopsida, Malpighiales, Euphorbiaceae.